UUGCCUCAAUUCAGUUCGAGUUUGAAUUCAAAAAAUGCGCUAUCUAGUUUUUGUUCACUGUAGAAGCGACACCUUCAAGUGUUUGUGAAAAUGCCAGACAAAAACUCUUAUGUAGACAGUCAAUUCCUCACCCCACGAAGGUCACCCAGGUUCCUCCCACAACUAAACCACACCACUGCCAACCACAAAUAUGCCACCGUUUCCGUAAAGAAACCCAAUGAUUCUACACUGCGGUGGAAAAUAUCUCGGAGGCUUAAUAAUGGGGACGUUGAGUUUUCAUCUCUUCGACGAUCUCCCAGGUUCAACAACGAGCCAAGCGAUAAGAAAGUGAAAGGCACGAGGGUGAAGGGCAGUGAAGCUGAAACGAAUGAAAAGUGUGUCGUUUUGGAUGAGGGGUUUGGUGGAGGAAGAAAGAGAGAGAGAAAGGAGAAGAGGGAUGAAAUUAAAACGCACGAUAGUCAUGGCGUUUCGGAUGAAGGGUGUCGUCAACGAAGGAAGAAGGAGAGAAACAGGGGCAGUAGGGAUGGAGUUAACACCCAAGGAAAUCGUGUCAUUUCGGAUGAAGGGACUGGUGGGGGAAAAAAGAAGGGGGUAAAAGGGAAGAGGGUUGGAGUUGAAACGGUCAGAAAUGGUGUCGUUUCGGAUGAGAGUGCUGGUGGGGGAAGAAAGAAGGCUGGAAAUAGAGAGAUCGUUGGAGUUAAAACAGAAGAAAAUCGUGUUGUUUGUNANGAGGGUUUUGGNGNAGAAANAANGAAGNGGNGAAAUGGAGANAAGAGAAAGCNCAAUNNNGAUGAAACAAGGAAAGGAUGGACGAAGGAACAAGACUUGGCUCUUCAAAGAGCAUAUUUUACUGCAAAGCCUAGCCCCCAUUUCUGGAAGAACGUUUCCAAACUGGUGCCUGGAAAGUCUCAACAGGAAUGCUUUGAUAGAAUUCACAUUGACCAUGUGACUCCAGUUCAAUUGCAGCCUCGAUCAAGGGCAAAGACAUUAAAAUCAUCACCCAUNCNGGAANUUUCUUUAUCUGCAAGUAAACUUCUCAACCCUAUUGAGAUAAAAGUUAGAAGAUCUAAUGUUCUAAAACCAAAAAACAUUAUUACCCAGAAGUCUGUUGAGAAGCAGUUACAGCGCAGGCUUGCAGGUGAUCUAGACCGUGCAGGGGACAUAUUUUCCGUUCUUGAACCAAACAUAGAUUUGUCCACUAAUGCUUUACAGCCUAGUGAAUCCCUUUCUACUCCAAAGAAGCUAAAGGAAAACAAAGGGUUCCUGCAAAGUUGCACUGAAACAUCAUCUUCAAGUGGUAAUAAGGUACUUUCAAGAUUUAGUGGCUCGCACAAUACAGAUCUUGUUAGUCCACCGGUACUAAAGAAAGUAAAGAACAGGGUAUUGCAUGAGAAAUAUGUCAACCAAUUGCGCUGUAGGGAAUCUAGGAGAAGAGCAGCCUCUAAGAAAAUAAUUGGUGAAGGAAGAAGCAUAAAGAGAAAGGAUGCAGUUAGAGCUGCAAAAGUUGCCUUGGUUUCUGAAGCUAGAGAUGCUAUCAACAAAUUUCGACAAUCGCAAGUCAAUGUCAUGGACAACGAAUGUAGUUCUGAUGAAGUUAACGAUGAUGACAUUCAAUAUGAAGAUGAAAGUCAAUAGGGUUUAGGGUUUAGGGUUAGUAUAAUUGCCUUCCAAGCAAUAGAUCCGGGUUCGACUCCCGGCUGACGCAUUCUUCUUUUGUUUUUAUAGUAAGUUCCUUUUUACCGUUUAAUGUUGAUUGAUCCUUGAAGAUGAGCUUUAAUGCAAUGUUGAAUUUUGUCAUCAUCUAGUUAGAACUCAUUUCAUCUGUCAUUGAAAAGGGAUGAUUUUAUGGGACUUUUUCAGGGAUGCAACAUGCCAAGUUCUAUAAUGGGUUACCUUUAUAUAUUGAGCGAAAUCAAACAAGAACAAUGAACUGUAACUUAACCGUGAAAAACAAGUCUGAAUCCCAUUUCAUCUGUAAUUAAGUAUAGAAGAUCUCACAAUGAUUUUAUCUUUAUUAGUAUCACUGUAAAAAGUGAACGAAGCUAUAUUUCUUGUCAUGCCAGUGCCGUCUGUUUCCACCAGCUUUAUGUGACUUACUAUUUAGUUUUUUUGAGGUAAAAUGAAGAGUAAUUUUUCUGAGUCACAAAUGGUAGCUCAUUAUUGUUGUUGUACUUUGGAAAUUAGAAAUUCUCAAGUUAUCUUGCGUUAGCAGUAAGUUUAGUUCUUCAAAUCAAGCUGAAACUUUCCCUAUCUGGAACUAAAGAGAAUCGUAUUGAUUUCAACAGUAAUGUCUAAUAAUGGAGCUUAUAUAUACCACGUCCUGAAAUUAUUGAGAAAUGAUAAAGCAACUUGCCAGAUUUUAAAUCCUUUUAUAAGUGGUUGUUAUCUAAUUCACUUAGCUACCUUACUUCUCAUAA
Molecule: messenger RNA, 2417 nt
Organism: Vigna radiata var. radiata (mung bean)
Lineage: Eukaryota; Viridiplantae; Streptophyta; Magnoliopsida; Fabales; Fabaceae
Exons: 2
Coding region: 91-1635 (514 amino acids)
Source: RefSeq, a predicted model, not a curated record